AUGCUCGUCGUCACCGCCCCCCCACCACCACAGCUUGGUAAAUAUCCGGCAAAGUCACGUACCACCAAAGCCCGUCGGCCCUAUCGCUGGCGCAGCAAGCCGACGUUCAAGACCACUCCGGCUCAAAGAAAAGCUCUCGCCAUCCGUCGCAAGAGCUUUCGCCUCCAGUACCGAGACGCGCUGAAAGAAUGUAGGUCAAAAAUUAGAGACAUGGCUAAAAAACUCCGAGAGCGUUUUGGCAAGCACAGCGAAGACCACUACUACCGAGAGAUCCUUCAAGACUCUCGCCUUGUCCGACAUGCACGCAAAAUCUCUCGUUGGAACGUCUAUCAACGGCAAGAAAUGAAGCGCCUCAAUUCUGAACAGAUGCCUGGUCAGAAGCGGAAGAAUGCUGGCGCUCUCGUUGCCGGCAUCGCCCAAGCCUGGAAGGUGCUCACCCCCGAAGAGAAGGUCGCGUUCACGGACCCCCUCAUGGCCGACAUGCAGGAGAAUCGCGAUAACAAGGAGCUCGCAGCCCAUAACGCCCCGCUGGCCGCGUUCCAGGAUACCGACAAGACAACAAAAAGCAUAGCAUCAGAGCUGCGUAAACUCCAUGUCCGCACCGGCGACGAGGUCAUCCUCAUUGUUGCUCGCUCCAACGUCGACCACUACAACGAGGCCUAUACCUUCACCACCCCUCGCGUCAAGGGCUUUGUUGACUCGUCACUCAAUACAUCCAUUCAGAACUUGGCGACAAGAUUCGAAGGAUAUUGCAUUUCCGGUGUGAAAGUUGACGCAACGGCGCCGUGCAAGCCGCCUCGCAUGUUCUACACAAACUUCGACAUUCACAUCACCGACAAAUACCACACCCUCCUCGAAAACUGGCCAGCAGCUCGGUUUAUCUCUCCAUCUGAUAUGAACUCACACGAGCUCGACGUGGUGUUCAACGCCUUUGCGACAGGCCUGACAUUUUUCCGACGGAUGUCUGAUGAAGAGUAUCAGCAAUGGGCCAAGCUCCGGGUAAGCCAAGCGGUUGAUGACGUGCCUGAGAGCCCCACUGCGACAUCAUCGGCCUCACUCCCACCCUCCGAGGACCUCGGUUCCACUAACGCCAACAUGAACACCGCGUGCCCUCCGGCUGCAUCCUCCCCUGUGGACUGUGGUGGCCCGCAGUUCACUGGUGUUACACAGAAUGGCGAGGCGAUGGUCAUCAAGAAGAAACAGCGUAAGCCGCGUGCUGACAUUGGGAAGCCACGCGGCCCACAGAAGAACCCUCAUAAGAAGAAGUCCACUACUAAUGCCUCCGCAGUAGACACUGUCACUACUACUUAG
Messenger RNA from Coniophora puteana RWD-64-598 SS2, 1311 nucleotides. RefSeq lists its product as uncharacterized. The coding region runs from base 1 to 1311 and encodes 436 amino acids. The transcript has 4 exons. NCBI's taxonomy places the organism in Eukaryota, Fungi, Basidiomycota, Agaricomycetes, Boletales, Coniophoraceae. The record is from RefSeq and is a predicted model, not a curated record.